Messenger RNA from Aricia agestis (brown argus), 1444 nucleotides. RefSeq names its product protein O-mannosyl-transferase TMTC1-like. NCBI's taxonomy places the organism in Eukaryota, Metazoa, Arthropoda, Insecta, Lepidoptera, Lycaenidae. The transcript has 10 exons. Gene Ontology annotation, biological process: protein O-linked glycosylation via mannose. Gene Ontology annotation, molecular function: protein binding; mannosyltransferase activity. Bases 116 to 1444 code for a protein of 442 amino acids. The record is from RefSeq and is a predicted model, not a curated record.
CGUAGUGGGGCGGGCCGAUGUCAUAGCGUGUGUGUUCUUCCUCUCUUCUCUGCUGCUGUACCAUGGGUCUAGCCGGCAACGCGUGUGGUGGUCGGUGUGUCUGGCGGCGCUGUCGAUGCUGGCGAAAGAGACGGGCUACACCGCGCUGCUGCUCAACCUCGCCGUCGACGUGUACCGCAGCUGGGGCGUUAUCAACAAGUGGCCAGUGAAAUCCCGGUGGAAAGCGACCUGGUGGCGCGUGUGGCGCUGCACCGCUGGUCUACUGCUGCUCGGAGCGCUGCGACUGGCGCUGCUGCAGGGGUCUCUACCCAGCUUCUCCCCUCAGGACAACCCUCCUGCCUUCCACCCGUCGUUCACUGUCAGGCUAAUGACAUUCUGCUACCUAGCUGCGUUCAACUGGUGGCUGCUGAUCUGCCCGUGGACGCUGAGCCACGACUGGCAGAUGGGCUCCAUACCCCUGGUCACCAGCGGUGCUGACCCCCGCAACCUUCUCACCUGCGCUGCCAUCAUUGCUCUGGUCGCGAUGUCAUAUAGAUGCUGGCUAGAUCUAGAAUUCCAACGCCACUCGCCGCUGGUGGUAGGUCUACUGUUGCUGGUGGUGCCGUACCUGCCCGCCUCCAACAUGCUAGUUACCGUGGGCUUCGUGGUGGCCGAGAGAGUGCUGUAUAUACCCAGCAUCGGCUCAGCUAUCAUCACGUCGUACGGAGUCCAGCUGCUUUGGCGGCGUAAGCGCAUGCGGCGCGCGGUGGUGCUCAGCGUGGCCAUAUUAGUCGCCGCAAGCGCUGCACGAACCUACUGUAGGAAUAGAGACUGGAGGACCAGGGAGACUUUGUUAAGGGCGGACCUGGCUGUGCUACCUCACAACGCGAAGUUACACUACAACUUCGCUAACUUCCUGAAAGACGUGGACCAACCAGAGACCGCGAUCAAACACUACCGGGAGGCGCUCAGGCUGUGGCCAUCCUACGCGAGUGCUCACAACAAUCUCGGCACGCUGCUGCCGGCGGAGCGCGCCGAGCACCACUUCCUGCAGGCGCUGACGCACAACCGCGACCACGUCAACGCCAGAUAUAACCUCGCGAAGCUGUACAGGAAAAAGAAUCGUACAGAAGACUCUUUGAGGAUGCUCCGUCGCUGCAUCACCCUGGAGCCAGGCUUCGUGGCGGCACAUUUAGAGAUACUUCACGUUCUGCCAGAAGGAGAGAAGAGAGAGACUUUAGACAAGCUGCUACAGCUGGAACCCGGGAACUGGGAACACUAUCUCCUUUAUGGGGAUUGGUAUAAAGGGAAAGGUCUAUGGCCGCUAGCGCUACAGCAGUACACGUCAGCGCUGCGCGUGUCGCUGCGCGGGACUCGCGGCGCGUUGCCGGCGCUGCGGGCGACAGCGCUGCUGCUGCGCGACACUGGACAGCACGCGCGAUUGCUGCAGAUAUUGAUACGGUAA